Messenger RNA from Ctenopharyngodon idella (grass carp), 1622 nucleotides. RefSeq lists its product as uncharacterized. Gene Ontology annotation, biological process: T cell activation; positive regulation of ERK1 and ERK2 cascade; interleukin-15-mediated signaling pathway. The transcript has 6 exons. The record is from RefSeq and is a predicted model, not a curated record. Gene Ontology annotation, cellular component: external side of plasma membrane; membrane raft. Lineage: Eukaryota; Metazoa; Chordata; Actinopteri; Cypriniformes; Xenocyprididae. The coding region runs from base 1 to 966 and encodes 321 amino acids. Gene Ontology annotation, molecular function: MHC class II protein binding; protein tyrosine kinase binding.
AUGGCUGAUAAGUGUGAUCUGUGUCUGCUGGGACUGAUCAUUAUCUCUUCACUUCUCACAGGUACCAGUGGAGGGGAUUAUGCUCAUGUGUUCAUCGGUUCUGGUGAAAAUGUCCGUCUGCACUGUAAUAAUGCUCUUUCUGACUGCAAAUCAACUACAUGGAUCUAUUACAGUUUCAGAAAUUCAACAGGAGAUGAACUGAUUGGUUUAGGGAUAAAGAAGAAAGACACAGAGAGACGUGAGAGACUGAGUCUGGGGUCUGACUGCUCUCUGAACAUCAAGAACGUCACAAAAGAAGAUAAUGGAUUAUACACCUGCCAACAAUAUGUGAAUGACAAACAACAAGGAACUAAUGCUUAUGUAUAUCUGCAUGAUCUUCAUGUGUCUCCAUCAUCAUUAUCAUCAUCCUCACAGACUGAGAUCAAUCCAGGCCGCUCUGUGACUCUCUCCUGUCAGUUGUAUUCUAGGUUAUCCUGUGAUCGUUGGAUCCGUUUUGAGAGACUUCAGCUGUUGUGGGUGGAUCAGGCUGGUGUUGAUCUGAUGACAGACUCCAGAUAUCAGAUAUUAUUCUCAUCAGAUCACUGUAUCAUCACUCUGACUACAACACUCCUGAAUGAAGAUGACAACAGAGAGUGGAGAUGUCAGCUUACUCACAGAAAUCAACUCAAGACCUCGGUCAGAUACACUGUCAAGUAUUCAGAUGAUGCAUCUGAACAUUCAUCUUCUGCAGUCGAUUCAACAACACUGAUUCCAGUCAGAAGCUCAAACUCUGAGAAGAAAUCAAGCCAAACUACAGCAGCAGCUCCUACACAAGUGAUUGUGGUUAUUGUUGAGAUCGCAGUGUUUGCUGCUCCUACUGUGAUUCUUCUUCAGAUCAUCUGUGCAAGAAGAGCUGGGAGGAAGGACUCGCAGCACCCAGAGGAAAUAGAGAUGCCUACAAUACUGCUGAGUUUGGAGCAAAUAUGAAACAAUAUUUAAAACAGCAAAAACUUAUAGAGGAUUGUUCAUUGUUUUAUUUUCUUCUUCUCAGAAAACAGAAAAAAACUCUGACCACCCUGAAGAAAUAGUGACACCAAGUUUAGACAAAUAAAAGGCCAGAUUUAUUUUCAUUUUAUGGGUUUUAUGGAUAUUUGCCUACAGUGUUGAAUGUCAUUUUCUUGUGCUUCAUAUAUAAACUGCUUUAAAUAUACACUAAUAUUAAAUAUAGCAAUGGACAGACUGUUUGUAAAUUCCUCUCUCUGUUCUGUGAUGAAGCUGAUUUGGUGAUUCUCAUAUCUUGUCUUUUCAUUCCUGUUUUUAGCAUCUUUUUUUUUUUUUUCAUUUUGAAUGAUUGCUACUAAUUUUCUUAAUAUAACCUCUGUAAUUGUUUAAUAUGUCUCCUUUCCUGAGAUGUUUGUUACAAAUAUGGUGAUUCAUGAGUUUGUAAUUAAACUAAUAAUGAAAUGAAACAUUCAUUAUUCAUUAUAUCAACUUUAUUCUGGUUAGUUCAGAAAUCCACUUUGAUAAACUAAUGACUUUAACACACUUCACCUUCUCUCACAGUUGGGUUACAAGAGCACAGUUUAGGUUUAGGCUUGUUAACUGAAAAGAGAGUCGAAUGCAGCAGCACUUAAAGAAAAUGA